This is a messenger RNA of Microplitis demolitor, 3081 nucleotides long. RefSeq names its product histone-lysine N-methyltransferase PR-Set7 (gene Set8). The transcript has 5 exons. Bases 546 to 1688 code for a protein of 380 amino acids. Gene Ontology annotation, molecular function: histone H4K20 methyltransferase activity; protein binding. The record is from RefSeq and is a predicted model, not a curated record. NCBI's taxonomy places the organism in Eukaryota, Metazoa, Arthropoda, Insecta, Hymenoptera, Braconidae.
GAAGCUGGAGCUAGAAAAAAAUAAUUAAUAGUAAAAUUAAAUAAAUUAAUGAUAAAUAAUAAAUUCACAUAAUUAUUUAUUUUUAAAAUAAAAUGACAGCUGUCAAAACUAAAAUGAUUGUUUAUUAAAUAAUGAUGUAAAUAAAAAACAAAUUUGUAUUUAAAUAGAUAACAGAUUUGAAAAGUGAACAGUCGAAUAAACUGAAAAAACGCGCUCACAACUAAAGUGUGUCCGGCGCGUCGUGGUGUUGUCCAACACAAAAUUUUUUUUUAUCCGAUUUAAAGUUUAUUGAUUUACAAUAAUUGUUUUUUAUAAAUAUAUUCAUUAUUUUAAUUUUUAUUUUAAAUACAACAAUAAUGAAUGAAUGCCAGAUAUAUUUUAAUUUAAAAUUCAAAAUAUCAGUGUGGACUAUUUGCUAAGUUUGUAAAAUAAAUUAUUCAUCUAAGUGUCAAGUAAUUAACUUAUUUAUUCAAAAAUUUAUAAUAUUUUUACUUCAGUACAUAUUUAUUAUUUAAUUACCCGUAAUUUUGUACAAAAAAAUCAUAAUGGUUAAAGGACGAAGAAAACGCGGCUCGACGGUUUCUGUCAUGACGCGUUCGUCGGCUUUGGUAGAAACGAACGGAUCAAUUGUUUCGCCGCUUAAAAAAGAAAUUAAGUUGGAGAAGGAUCAAGGGGAGAAUAGAAAGCUCGGCAUGGGUCAAAGGAAAAAAAAUAACCCAUUGAAAUCUCCUGUAUCUAUUACGUCAUACUUUACAAAGACUAAUGGAUUCAAUAAUACAAUAUCAAAUGAAAAGAUAACGGAGUUUAUUAAAACAGAAGAUGUGUUAUUUAAAGCUGAGCAUGACGUUAAAGAAGAGAUUGACGAUAAUUCUCCAAUUGAAAAAUUAUUUAAAACUGACGAAACACCAGUGGCGGUACCAUGUCAGAACCCAUCUACACCCCAUCGGAUUAAUAUGCCGACAAUCCAAAGCGACGAUUCGGACACACGAAGUUCAACAGAAAGCAAUGACGCUAAACCUAUAACGGAAGUUGUUAUCAAUGGACACACAACAAAAGACAAGGAAGUGAGAAAAAAAAUAACAGGAAAUGUACGGGGAAAAUUAAAAUACACGGAACCUAUUGUUAAUGUUAAUUCAACAAAAUCAGCGGCAGCAAAAACAAAUCAUAAAGUAACUGAAUAUUUCCCUGUACGACGUAGUGUAAGGAAGUGUAAAAAGACUGUACUUGAAGAGAAGCAACGCGAUCUCGAGAACAAGGUAUUAUGUCAGGUAGAAGAAGGUCUGAUGGUCAAGCAUUUUGUUGGCAAAGGACGCGGUGUCGUGACGACACGUGAAUUUAAAAAAGGGGAAUUUGUUGUUGAGUAUAUCGGUGACUUGAUUGAUCAGGUCGCUGCUAAAAAACGUGAGGCUGAGUAUGCUAAAGAUCAAAAUACUGGUUGCUAUAUGUAUUACUUCCAGCAUCGUAAUCAUCAGUAUUGUGUUGAUGCCACAGCCGAGACUGACAAACUCGGCAGACUUGUAAAUCAUUCACGUAAUGGAAAUUUGAUAGCCCGUGUUAUUGAAGUUGAAUCAACACCACACCUAGUGCUGACAGCUAAGGAAGACAUUCCCGUGGGUGUUGAAAUAAAUUACGAUUACGGUGAUCGUAGUCGUGAGGCCAUUCAGAAUCAUCCUUGGCUUCUUCUAUAACUGAUCAUUUAUUUCAUUAAGAUAGACAAUUUUAUUUUUAAAAUUAAACAACUCAACCUGAUAUUACAGGUGGAUUUAUUUUACUACUGCCAAUUGGUAUUUAUCAAUCAGAUAAAAUAAUUCAAGAAAAUUCGGUAGUAAUUAAAAAGAAAAAAAUAAUUAUUAAUAAUUAAUAUUGUCAUCACAUAAAAUACUAUAAACCUGCCGUUAAAGGCUAGCGAUCUGAAUUUAUAAUUUAAAUGUGGACACUGUAGUCGCUGCAGUGCAUUUAAUAACUAGAGUAGGAUAGUUUAAAAAAAAAAAUAUUUUAAUUGUGUUGAGAGAAUUCGCCCUUAAAUGUUCAAUAAAAUAAAUCCUAGUUCAAUAAAAUUGCACAUUUAGGUAGAUAAAUUUUGGUUCAAUUUAGAUAGUAACAUGCACAUUGUUAUCAUUAUCUUUAUUGUUAUUUAAUUCCACUAGUUUUUUUAUACUUGUUGUUGUGAAUUAAAUAAUUAAUUAUAAAAAAAAAUUAUUUUUUUUUGCAAAUGAUCGAACAAUUUAAUUGCUAGACACUGCCAAAAAAUUGCGCUUCGUAUCAUAGUUAAAUCAAAUUAACCACUAAUUGUUUUCGUACAAAGAUAUACUUUUUUUUUUAUUUGGAAUGUUUAUAACAAUCAAUCCUUAAUAAUAAUUGUAGUAAUAUAUAUCCUCAAAAAAAAGAUUUCAAUUAUAAUCUACUGUAGUAUUUUAAAUUUAAUUAGUAACUGCCUUUGGUUUAUUGUGACGGUUCUUCGUGAAUUAAUUCAUGACAUCAGAUCAUUAAUUAAAGAUUGUAAAUACAUAAAAAACAAAAAAUUAUUAUUUUUAAAUAUCUUAUAAUCAAAUUUACAAAUAAACAAUUUAAUGCAAGUAUUGAAUCGAUUAAAAAUUUUUUUUAAUUAAAAAUUUACAAGGCUUUUAAAUAAAAAUUUUUUUUAUUAGUUUUAAUUAGUUGGUAUAAAAAAUAUAAAUUCACAAGAUUGUCUUAUUGUAAUCUGUACACUACAUUUUAAUUAAACAUUUAAUAAAAUACUAGAUUUAUUUCAUUUAUCACUAACAUUUAUUUAUAAUUAGUUACAAAUUACAAUCAUUGUAUUUAUUGAUUAGUUUUUUUUAGAAAUUCCUUGAAAAAAUGACCGCAAGUGUGACUUGGUCUAAAUUUAAAGUCUUCGCGCUAUUUAUUUUUUUUGCAAAAUUAAAAAAUGAUCGUGUUUUUAAUUUUAAAUUUGAAUUCGUUUUAUUUAUUAUUAUGUUUUUUCGCACUCAAAAACAAACAAGUGUAAAAAGUAUGAUACUGAAAUUAGCCGUCUAAUAAUUUUUGAAUUUUUUUAAAAACGAUAAAUUCAAACAAAUAAUUGCACCUAUAGGUUUUCAA